AUGCUCUCCCUCGCCAACCUCGGUACCGUGCUCGCCGCGGUGAGCACCGUGUCGGCGCAUGGAUGGAUCGAUGUGUGGACCAUCGAGGGCGAAACCUACACGGGUUACAACCCUUCCAUCGCGCCGUGGGAAGCCGACCAAGGCACCAUCGCCUGGCCUGCUUGGAACACCAACCUUGGGCCGGUGUACGGCUCCAACGUCACGACACCCGAUAUAAUCUGUUCCAUCAACUCCACCAAUGCCAACAAGGUCGCCGUACCCAUCGCUGCGGGCGCCACCCUUGACUUGCACUGGACCGCCUGGGCUGAUUCGCACCAUGGGCCCAUCUUCACCUACCUCGCCGCCUGCAACGGCGAGUGCGCCACGGUUGACAAGACCGAGCUGAAGUGGUUCAAGAUCGCUGAGCUAGGCCAGCUCACCCUCGGCACCGAGGCCGGUUACCCAGGCACCUGGGCCGCUGACGAGCUGCGGGCGAACAACGGCUCUUGGCCCGUGACCAUCCCGGAGUCUAUCAAGGCUGGGAACUACGUGAUCCGGAACGAGAUUCUGGCUCUGCAUUCCGCGUAUGAUGUCGGUGGUGCGCAGUUCUACCCACAAUGUGCCAACAUUGUGAUUACCGGUGAUGGUACCGCUGAGCCCGAGGGCGUGGUUGGCACUGAGUUGUACACUGAGACGGACCCUGGGGUGCACUACAACAUCUACAACGAUGCGCCGGAUACUGUGUAUCCGCUCCCUGGCCCUCCGCUGUACACUGCUUGA
Messenger RNA from Dichotomopilus funicola, 759 nucleotides. Its product is annotated as glycoside hydrolase. The coding region runs from base 1 to 759 and encodes 252 amino acids. The transcript has 3 exons. NCBI's taxonomy places the organism in Eukaryota, Fungi, Ascomycota, Sordariomycetes, Sordariales, Chaetomiaceae. The record is from RefSeq and is a predicted model, not a curated record.